UCAGCAGCCAGGGGGACGCGCUGCGCCGCGGUGAAGGCGGGGUGGGCUGCGGCGUUUUUUUAUUUUUUAUUUUAAAAUACAUACUUUUUUUUUCUUUUUUUUUUUUUUUUCUUUUCCCCUUUCUCCCUCCGCGAGGCUCGGGCUGAGCAGGACGCCUGCGGGCUGGAGCCGCGGUGCCGCCGCCGCGGGCACCGGUGCGCCGGAGGCGGCCCAUGGCUGCACCGCCUGGCCCCGCGCCCCGCUGAGCUCCGCGGGCACCUCUGGCCGGGGAACACAGCGGGCACCAUGGUCCGGUGCUGGUGGCUCGCAGGGCUGCUCGUAGCCUGCGCGGCCGCGGAGCCCCCUCUGCGCUGGGAGUCGCGGUGCCGGCAGCAGCUCCGCCACCUGCAGGACGGCGCCAGGAUCGCGGCUCGGCUGCCGCCCCGCCUGGAGGGGCGCUGGGUCUCCACAGGGUGUGAGGUGCGCCCGGGGCCCGAGUUCCUCACCCGCUCCUACCUGUUCUACGCCAACCGCCUCUUCAAGGCCUACCAGUUCUACUACUGGGACCCCUCGUGCCGCGAGCCCUCGUACACGCUGGUGAUCAAGGGCAAGCUGCGGCUGCGCCAGGCCUCCUGGAUCACCCGCGGCGCCACCGAGGCCGACUACCACCUGCACAAGGUCGGCAUCGUGUUCCACAGCCAGAAGGCCAUGAGGGAGGUGGCCUCCUGGAUCAACCAGACCUCCGGGCAGGGCUGCGGGGGGUUCCUGCCCCCGGGGCGCUCCUGGGCCCCCGGAGCCCUCUACGAACUGCUGAGCGCCAAGACGGAGCGCGACUGCACGGCCGCCCUGGGCUUCGCCAUGCACGAGCUGAGCCUGGUGCGGGUGGAGAAGCACUACCAGCCCUUGCUGCAGCCGGGGCAGAGCGGCAGCCAGCUGGUGGAGGAGCUGUACCUGGGGGACAUCCACACGGACUGGGUGGAGAGGCUCCACUACCGCCCCACCGGUUACCAGAGACCCCUGCAGAGCACUGUGCACCACGUGCACCCUUGCCCGGCCUGUGGGAUCAUAUACAGGGCUGAUGAGCACCACCCACCCAUCCUCCCCGCCGGAGCCCAGCUGCCCAUGCAGCUCAGCGGCAGCUGGGUGAGCACCCACUGCGAGGUCCGGCCCGCCGUGCUCUUCCUCACCAGGUACUUCAUUUUCCACGGUAACAACCACACCUGGGAAGGGUAUUACUAUCACUACUCAGACCCGCUCUGCAAACAGCCCACCUUCACCAUCUACGCCUCUGGGCACUACUCCCAAGGCAUCCCCUCCUCCAAGGUGCGGGGCGGCACCGAGCUGGCUUUUAAAGUCACCCAGGCUCGGGUGACACCGAUGGACCAGGUGACGGUGAUGAUGCUCAACUCCUCAGAGCCCGGCAGCUGUGGGCUGGCCAGCUCCUGGAGCGCUGGGGUGGAGCAGGAUAUCACAGCCACGAACGGGUGCUUGGCUUUGGGCAUCAAACUGCCCCACACCGAGUACGAACUCUUCAAAACCGAGCAGGACACGCGGGACCGGAGCCUCCUGUACAUCGGGGAGAGACCCACGGACGGGUCCAGCCCCGACAGCCCCGACAAGCGACCCACGUCCUACCAGGCCCCUCUGGUUCAGUGUGCUGGAGCCUCAGAGGAGCUCUCCAACUACGUUAGUCUAAAAUACUUGGGAAGAAAGGAUGCUAAUGGGAAGGAAGCACUAAAACCUUUGCCUGUGGCCUUUUUAUUGUUUAUAGCACUUCUGUUUUUAAGAUGGGACUAGUUAUCCAUUCAGGUACAGCAGAGAACCCAGAUAAAUCUUGGUGCUAGCGUGAUUUUUAUAUCUUUCAAAUGAGCACAUCUGGAAUCAGUUUUUCUCAGAUUUGGAAACACUUUUUAAAAACGCCCAGUAGUGAAUGAAGCCAAGAAGAUAUGCCUGACUCCAUACUGUUUGUCCCGUGGCUUUAUUGCCUAAUCUCCCCUCCUUGCGUGCAAAUUUAAUGUAGUGACAGGGAUGUGCUGCACAUUGCAAGGGAUAAUUCAGCAACAUGAGGGGGGAGAAAAAGUGACAUCAAUUAAAAUUGCUGCUUUGAGCUUUUGACAUUGCUAAGAUUUAAUCAAGAGCUUGAUUCCAAUGUAAUUCCAACAUCCGAAGUGUCGGCUGCUGAGUUUCUUUGAGGUUAAGUUCCCUCCCACCACACUCCUUUUUGCUGUUCAUGCAAAUUUAAUCUGCAGAGUCAGUCAGCAAUAAACAGUCAGCGAGUGUUCUUGAGAAGGGCACAGUUCACGUGCCUUUUGCCGCUCACAGACACUUCCUGCACCUCUCCCGUGCGUGUCACACGCACCAAGGUGCGACGUGCGGUCUCCCCCUCAGGGCUGCCCAGAACAGCCCUCUCGGAGCAUUUACCUCGGCUGCUGCGCCUGACCCUCCUCGCAGCAAAUGGAAAAUGCCUCUGUGCACAGCAGCUCCAGCCUCCAGCAUUCCCUGGCUGCAGCACUGCAUCCCUGCUGCGCUGUCCUGGCUCUCCAGCGCAGUCCUGGCUCCUGCUCCCCAGGCACCCUGUGAAGGAGCAGAUCCCUCACGAGUCUUGUCAGGCCAGGUAUUUUCACUGUCUCCUUUUCAGUCAGUGUACUGGCACACCAAUUGUUAAUCCAGCUCUCCUCUCAAAGUGUCCCUUCCAGCCUCUUUCCUGUACAGAUGUUUUAUAAAUCUGCCUCUGGUGAACAAUGGGCUGGGGAGAUGCUCAGAUCAGACAGCACAGUCAGGUCAAACUGAUUCCUACUGACAAGCAGGACAAACUAAAAAAUUAUAUUCCCUGUCUGCUGCAGCUAAGAAGCAUACAACUUCCUUGGAGAAGCCCUCCCCAGCAGCUAAAUCCUCUAAAAAUAAACCUAUACAUCUUACCCACAAAGGAUAUUUUGUAAAAGCAGCUAUGCAAUAGCCACCUUCUUAAUGCUGUAUUUACAAACUUGCAGCUUGUACUUAGAUAAAUUAUGGGGUUUAUAACACAAAAAUACUUUGGGGGGAUCUGUACAUUAAUAAUUCAAAUGAGAUGCUUAUUAAAUGCAUACAGUUGUGACACAA
Messenger RNA from Empidonax traillii (willow flycatcher), 3078 nucleotides. RefSeq names its product APC down-regulated 1 like (gene APCDD1L). The record is from RefSeq and is a predicted model, not a curated record. Gene Ontology annotation, biological process: negative regulation of Wnt signaling pathway. Lineage: Eukaryota; Metazoa; Chordata; Aves; Passeriformes; Tyrannidae. Gene Ontology annotation, cellular component: plasma membrane. Bases 286 to 1776 code for a protein of 496 amino acids. The transcript has 4 exons. Gene Ontology annotation, molecular function: Wnt-protein binding.